CCUUCGUCCUGAGGGGGGCAGCAUUGCCACGCAGACAGCUGGAAUUUCAUGAGAAGAAGACGAGUGCUCGGAAACCCGGAAGCUGGAAGUUUUCUCCGGGUGGCAGACGCUUGUUUCUUUUGUUGUUGUUUCCUAACUUUUUCACAUACAAUCCAUUUGUUUUUGAGUUCUCUGUUCAUUUUCGGGGAUCAUAUUCUGAUUUCUGCCCUCUUCUCGGAACCCAGUUUCUCUGAACCAGCUGUGUUUUUAUGUCGAGGAGAGCAAAGCGGGAAAUUUGAAAUGUCCUCUCUGAGACCAGUCUGGAGACCAUCACUUCUUUAAAAGGGCAACCCAGUAACUCGCGCUAUGUUGUCUCCGACUCCCUUUGACCCACACACAGUCAGCCAGGAUCGGACUUCUUUAGACUCUGACACAGGGAAUGUUUUAAUUCGUUCCACCCGGGUUUUUCUCCCGAACCGGGGGCAUGAAAAUGAACCAGGAUCUGUGCAGAUAACCGUCCAAAAGCUGCGGGACCAUGAGCAAGUCCAGGUCCAGCAACAUCACACGGAACAACAGCGGAGGGGACAGAGACCCAGACAGAAGCUGGGCAGCGGUCAUUCAGAGCGGGCAGCAGCGGAGAUUCAGACCGGUCAGGAGCUGCUGACGUCUCGCUUCACGGCUGGAGGCCGACAAGCUGUGCUAGGAGCUCUGAAACAGCGCUCUCACAGUGCCCCCCACAGAAGAGAGGUCAGAGUACAGCUGCUGGACCCAGAGCCCCUCCAGACCAAAACAAACCAGAACCUUUCUGCUUUUAGCUGUCAGGAUGCAGAUGUUGUGGUGGGGGUCCAGUCAGAGGCAAGACCAUCCUCCGGAUACCAUGGAGACACCAGCAGUGCAGCGGCAGCGGCUGCUGCAGCGGUUGCUGCUGCUGCCCCCAUCAUUAAGGCUCAGUCAGAUCUGGAGGCUAGGGUGACUCAGCUGGCCGACGGCAUGCAGAAGCUGCUUCACACCAGCAGAGAGGCCGAAGACAGGGGAUGGCGUAUGAGCCAGCAGCGUCUGCAGCACCAGGAAGCGCUGCAGAGCCUGCAGCUGCAGAACCAGCUUCUGGAAUCAACCCUCAAGAUGGUGACAGACCGUGCCUCCACAACACCUGAGGUGUCAGCUUCAGCACACAGAACCAGCAGACAGCACCCGAGUUCCUCCACCACUGAUGUAGAAGCAGCUCCUGUUACCAUGGAAACACGGCGUUGUGACGACAUGCCAGAGCGAAGCAGGAGAGAUGAGCUGCAUCUGCAGAGUGUUUCCAAGACUGAAGCUUCUCACCCACAGAGUUCAGCCUGUCACAGUCAGGAGGCUGUGAGGAGCGCUAAUGAGAUGCUGAGGAGGAUGGGAAGUCUGGCCGCUGAGAUGAAGUUGCUGUUGACGCAGCCAGAGGACUCACCAGAAUCCAUCAGACCUGCCCCAGACCCGCUCCAGGUCCAAGAAAACCAACUUCAGUCCCAAGAAGACCAGCUUCAAUCCCAUCAGUCCCAGUCCCAUCAAGACCAACCCUCAAGAAACUAUUCCCAAAACAAUCAGUUCCCAAUCAAACACUCCCAGUUCCACCAAAGACAGUCUAACCAGAAGAGAUCUCAAGACCAGCAGUCCUACGAGUACCAGUCCCCAUCCCAAAACUUGCUGUCCCAUCAAACAACAUCCCAACGUAAACCGCCACAGUCUCCUCACUGCCUGUUUCAUCAAGACCUGUCUCACCAGAACCACAUCCAUCAACCUCAGUUCCAACUGUACCAGCCUCCACUAGUUCAGAAGAAAUCCUCAAGUCCAUCCAUGCUAGAGGAGGCUGGACAGGUUCUUCGUCAGGCUCAGAGACAGAAGAAAGUUCUGGAGGAGAACUUAGAAGCUCUGCUGAAAACCAAGACUGGAGAGAUCCUUCACUGCCAGCUGGAAGCCCUGGCUGCUAACAGAGACUGGACUGAGGAGGUUUGGAUCAAGAAAACCGUGGAUACUUGGAUCAAUACUUUAACAAGCGACAUCCAGGCUGAGGUGUCCUCUGUGGAUGCUGCUGGCUGCAGGUCUGCAGACACUGUCACGUCACAGCAGAAGGCUGCAGGAACAGGGAGGCCUGCGAGCAAGCUCAGAGCAACAAGACCAAUGAUGGAAAAAAAAAGAAGACGUCAGCCAGCCGGACCAAGAAUGGAGGCGGAGUCUCUCAGAGUCACAGGUAUACAGACAUCCACCCAGCAGGCAGAGGUGGACAGAGAGUUGCACCUGAGCCGUAUGUAUGGUAAAGUCCCGUACAACGGUCUGAGACGAACCCUGAAGAAGAGCCCGUACCUUCAGUUCAGCUCUCCACCAUCACCACUGAGCAGGAAGUCCCGGCCCCGCCUGGUGGAGAGCAUCAGAGGCGUCAGGCUGAAGUCCUGUAAGACUCAGACCAGUUUUGCACCUCCCUUCAGCCCAUCACCUGGACAACCUCAACAACACCAUGUUUUCAUCUCCUCCUACCAAACCUCACAUGAACCCGCUAACCUCACCAUGCACAACAGCUUCCCUGUUACCAUGGCAAUCCCUCUGGGUCGACCCAGGACAGAGCCCUCCUCCAGGACUGACCCCUCCUUCAGGUGUGAGCGUACUCAGGAAGACACAUCAGUCUCAACUAGCGUGGUAACCGUGGGCAACGGAGUAUCUGACCAACAGAAGCAACAGCUGGAUGAAAACCAAGCUCCAUCAGCUCCGUCAAGUCCAACAGCUCCACCAGCUCGUUCAGCUCCAUCAGGUCCAUCAGCUCCGUCACAUGUGGUCAUCUUGGAGAGGCAUAGUGAGGAAGAUAAGGAAGAAGAGGAUAACAUAUUUCCUGGAACUGAAUCCCUGUUUGUGGCUGAUGUCUACCAGGAGGAGGUGGAGGAGGCUGUGAUCUUAGAUGGGGGUCCGUCUCCAACUCCGGUUCUGUAUCACGGUCCAGCAUUUCCACCAGAAGUCCCCCAUUCUGACCAGGUCCAGACUCCUGUCUUGGCCAUCAACCAGCAGCAGGACAUCCUGGAGAACCGGCUGGUGGAAUGGGUGAGUCAGCAGCUUAUGUCCAGGAUGAUAACAGAGUUUUAUCCCCCAGCUGUUUCUGACCCCGCCCACAGUGACAACGCCAACCACUCAGAACUCAUGGAGCGGAGCCUCUCCUCAGACAUUGUGGAAGCAGCUGGAGCUGGAGAUCUGCAGCUGUUUGUGCACUCCAACACAUCUGUGGACUCUGACUUAAUCAGGAAACUGGUUAAUGAGGUUCUAACCGAGACUGUGGUUCAGAUGCUGGAUCAGAAAGAUUCUCUGAAUGCGGAAGAACCAGGACUAAAUCAGCCAGAAUCUGAACCAAAAGCAGAUAAUGAGGAAAAACUUCCACUGGUUCCUACACCAGCACCCAGCCCACUGCCCUGUCCAGCCCAGUCCAGCAGAGAGGCCAUACCAGUAACCACACCCCCGCCAUCAGAACCAGUCAGCCCACUGGAAAAGGAGCCUCCUCAACCAAUCACAGCAGCAGAUCUUGUAGCCACGCCCACCACCACACCUGAGCCCCAGUUCUCUGAAGGAAAUCCACCUGCUCUUCAGCAUUCCCUGCACCCCCCCACCUGGGGAGACACUGAGCUGCCAUUGGACGAGGAGAGACCAGAUGAACACCCGGAUAUACACAAACAAAGCCUGUGGAUGUCAGUAGCAGAGGAGGAGCCUCCUCUCUGCUCCCCUCUCCCUCCUCCCACCAUCCCCCCAGCACCUGCACCUCCCUCCUCAGAGGAGUCCAGUAGCUGCUCCAGCAGCAGCACAGUGACAGCAGGAACUGAAGCAGCUCUGAAACACAUCUCAGAAGGAGAGCUGCUCAUCAGCAUCAACCAGCUGGCUCCUCUGACAGAGGAGGAGGCCCUCUGCAGUUUCUCCAGCUCUCUCCAGGAGCUUCAAGACAUGGACUUUGAUCCCCCCUCUGCAGAGCAGGUCAGAGGUCGUAACCUCCUUCUGACCCUGCUGACCAAGAUGGAUCAGGGAGUCUCGCACCCUCAGCUGGAGGGCUCCUGGGGGAUGCAGGAGACAGAGGAGGAGCUGAGUGUGGGGGAGAUGAGAGACUAUGAGGCUACAACACCAGUCAGGAGUCCAGAUCUGGGACGGCAGGAUCCAACAUUUUCUCCUGGACAGAGCUGUCAGACUGCAGCUGUACAACAGGAGGAGGAGAAGCAGGGAGAAGCCAGGAAGAUGGAGGAUCCACUGACCUUCAUUAGACUCCAGGAGGAAGAGGAGGAGGUGAUGGAGGAACCACUCAGUGCAGCUUCAGAAUCGGACUCCUCCACUAACGACAUCUUCUGAAUACUCAAGACUGAUUUUAUUUUAUCUGAGACUUUAUUAUUUUAUCAGAUGUGACCAGCAACAGUCUGAACAUGAAGAACUGAUUUACUGAAACACAACUCAGAGUAAUGAUUUUAUCUACACACAAUAAACAUAAAUAAAUAAUAAAAACUAUGCUUCUUAAA
Molecule: messenger RNA, 4484 nt
Organism: Melanotaenia boesemani (Boeseman's rainbowfish)
Lineage: Eukaryota; Metazoa; Chordata; Actinopteri; Atheriniformes; Melanotaeniidae
Product: KIAA0586 ortholog
Exons: 25
Coding region: 346-4320 (1324 amino acids)
Biological process (GO): smoothened signaling pathway
Cellular component (GO): centriole; ciliary basal body
Source: RefSeq, a predicted model, not a curated record